Molecule: messenger RNA, 1362 nt
Organism: Zingiber officinale
Lineage: Eukaryota; Viridiplantae; Streptophyta; Magnoliopsida; Zingiberales; Zingiberaceae
Product: myb-related protein 1-like
Exons: 7
Coding region: 162-1223 (353 amino acids)
Molecular function (GO): DNA binding; DNA-binding transcription factor activity
Source: RefSeq, a predicted model, not a curated record
UUGCUUAUAAGGAGGCCCUUGGGGUCCUUCCUCAUCAUCAAGGGAGCUGAAGAGAAUUUGAGCACCUUCCUAGACAACAAGAGCACACAUGAUGUUCUAAUUGAGGAUGCCUUGGAAUUCAAGUAUACCGAACAGCGCAAGAAGCUAACCAGUGAAAAAAGAUGUAUCAGCACCAGCCUCAUCAAGGAAACAACAGCCUCCUAUCUUCUGUGACAACAUUUUCCCCAGAGAGGCAUUUGUUUCUACAAAGAGGAAGUGCUUCAGAAGAUUCAGGCUUAGUUCUCUCAACCGACGUAAAGCCUCGGCUUAAAUGGAAUGCAGAGCUCCACAAGAGGUUUAUAGAAGCAGUGAACCAACUCGGAGGAGCCGACAAGGCUACUCCAAAAACAAUCAUGAGAGUAAUGGGGAUUCCAGGACUAACUUUGUACCAUCUAAAAAGUCAUCUUCAGAAGUACAGACUUGGCAAAAACACUCAAAUAAUUAAUGGAAGCAACAAAAAUGCAGUGAUUGGCAGUGCACUAGUACAAGAGAGGGCACCGGAGAACAACGAAUCUUUGAUGAACAUUGCAGCGCCAUCGAACAAAUCCAUGCAGAUAGAUGAGGCACUGAAAAUGCAAAUUGAAGUACAGAGGCAGUUACAUGAACAAGUUGAGGUGCAACGACAUUUGCAAUUGCGGAUCGAGGCUCAAGGAAAAUAUUUGCAGUCAGUGCUGGAGAAGGCCCAGGAGACAAUCACAAACCGAAACCUCUCUGAUCUGGCCUCUACAGUCUCGAAUGGAUAUUUCAGUAACUCGGUUCGAGUAGGUCCUUGCUUAGCCUCAUCCGACGGACUACAAAAGGAGAAAGAGGCACUUGCUACUAGAAUGGCAUUAAGACCAUAUCAUCAAGAUUUUCCUCUAUCAUCAUGGUACAGUGAUUUGAAUGAGCAUGAGCAGAAGAAGCCUUUUACUGCAUCAAUGCUAAGGGAUUCAGACAUUGCGCAAUCGAGUGCUAGACCUCGAUGCAAAGAUGAAGCUGAGGUAGAGAAAGAGGAAAGUGAUGAAGAAAAAUUUCUUGAACACCCAAAAAGCAAGAGACCAACUCUGGAUCAAGGUAGUAAAAAGCAAUUAGAAGAGUUUGGGUUGCCAUGUCUUAAAACUGAACUAGAACUAAACAUCCAUCAUGGUAGUGAGGGUUCAUCAAGUUGUAAAGAACUGGACCUGAAUGAUUUCAGAUGGAGUUGAUAAAAAAAGAGAGAAAGAGAGAGAGAUUUAAGGAAGCUUACCAAAUAAAUUAUUGACUCAAAAAGAUUACUGCUAAGAUGAAGCUGAAAAUAAAACAUUAUGUUGCCAAAAGCAUUCAAGAUAGCAUACAGAAUUAUGA